This is a messenger RNA of Aspergillus calidoustus, 1311 nucleotides long. NCBI's taxonomy places the organism in Eukaryota, Fungi, Ascomycota, Eurotiomycetes, Eurotiales, Aspergillaceae. The record is from the annotation of a GenBank genome assembly.
AUGGAGGACCCUUUCACAGACUCUCUACCCUCUACUCCCUCCAUGGAGGUUCCUGUGCUUACAGUCUCCCCCGCCGACACGUCUCUUCAAUCGGAGGAUGUUGAAGAUGUCGAGGUUGAGACGAAAACCGAGAAGAAGCCAGUGAAGAAGAGAAAGUCCUGGGGCCAGGAAUUACCAGUACCCAAGACAAAUCUUCCUCCACGGAAACGCGCCAAGACAGACGAUGAGAAAGAACAGCGCCGUAUUGAGCGAGUUCUUCGUAAUCGUGCAGCCGCGCAGACCUCGCGCGAGCGUAAGAGAUUAGAGAUGGAGAAGCUGGAAAACGAAAAGAUUCAAAUGGAACAACAGAACCAAUUUCUCGUCCAGCGACUCGCUCAGAUGGAAGCCGAGAACAAUCGUCUGAGCCAGCAAGUCGCCCAACUAUCAGCAGAGGUCCGGGGCUCCCGUCACAGUACCCCAAGGCCUUCUUCCCCCGCCUCUGUAUCACCUACUCUCACACCCACUCUCUUCAAACAAGAGGGUGAGGAAAUCUCCCUUGACCGAAUCCCAUUCCCGACUCCUUCCGUUACCGAUUACUCUCCUACUCUGAAGCCUUCCUCUCUGGCUGAGUCCUCCGACUUGACACAACAUCCUGCAGCGGUGUUGUGUGACCUGCAGUGUCAGUCGGCGGACUCGAAGGAGAUGGAAGUGCCCUCUCGCUUUUUGACCUCGGCAACACCAUCAUCAAGCAUGAGUCUACAAAUGACCUUGCAGCUCCUCUUUCUGACGAUGACUUCCGCCGCCUAUUCGACAGUGAUUCAUCCCUUGACCCAGAUUCUUCAAUCCUUGAAGACGGGUUCGCCUUUGGCGUUCUCGACGGAGGAGAUUUAUCGGCAUUCUCAUUUGAUUCUAUGGUUGAUUUUGACACCGAGCCUGUCACCCUCGAAGACCUCGAGCAACCCCACGGCCUUCCGGAUCAGACUUCUUGCAAGAUUGCUAGCUUGCAACCCAGCCAUGGCGCGUCCACUUCGCGAUGCGACGGGCAGGGCAUUGCAGCUGGCAGUUCGUGAGAGGUUCUCUCGGGAAUCAAGUUCGGUCGCCGUUGUUUCAGAGGGUCGAUGGAGCUGGGAAUCCUUAUUGACCAUGGCAUCAGCGAUAAAUCUGCUUGAGAAGCCAGAACGAAGGAGAAGGAUCUUGAGUGGUUUAAAGUCAUUGCAAAGCAGUCGGCGCAGCGUUUCAGGGAAGCCUGAUAAGAUCAUGCGGAGUUCACGGAGUUCAACCAAACCAAAGGAGGCGUUGACGUCUCGGCUGAUGGGAAAGGGCUUUCAAUAA